Messenger RNA from Laetiporus sulphureus 93-53, 422 nucleotides. RefSeq lists its product as uncharacterized. The transcript is spliced from 3 exons. Lineage: Eukaryota; Fungi; Basidiomycota; Agaricomycetes; Polyporales; Laetiporaceae. The record is from RefSeq and is a predicted model, not a curated record. The coding region runs from base 65 to 247 and encodes 60 amino acids.
CGAUGUGCGGCUAUCUUCGGUGACGUUGUGGCCAUCGAGUGAUCGAAUGUGAGCACCGCGGGAUAUGUCUGUGGACCGCGAGGAAGCAUUGCGGUGCCUGUGUGGUCAUCAUUCGGCUGCAGGUCCUGAAAUUCCGUGGCACCGUCCAUCGUUCGUUUCCACUGCAACGCCGAGAGAAGCAUCUGACGUUGCCUACGGAGAUGACACUGAUGAACGCCGCAGCGCGGUGCACUCACGGAGGCAUUGAAGCUGGCUAUGCGUGCGAUUGUGGUGUUACGGUGACUCGUGAGGGAUAGGCAAAGGGAGGGACGCCGCGAUGGAAUUGGAUGAGGUUAGACGUCUGGAAGCUUGCCACCUCCUUUCCUUUCCUGCAUGUACAACCCUCUCCCAUGCGCACCCCAUCAUGCGACUGACCAUCCGCC